Molecule: messenger RNA, 555 nt
Organism: Paramecium primaurelia
Lineage: Eukaryota; Ciliophora; Oligohymenophorea; Peniculida; Parameciidae
Source: the annotation of a GenBank genome assembly
AUGCUUAUGCUAUUUACAGAAGCAGGAUUGCCCAUCAUUUUAGGUUAAUCAUUUGAUUAAAAUAUGGGAUUGUCAGGUUAGAGAAUUGGAUGCCUCAGUUUAGUUUGUUCUAAUGAAAAAGAAGAGAGAUGGUUAAUUCAUAACUAAAUUUGAUAGCCAGAUCUCUUUGGUCCUGUCCACCUGUUCAUGGUGCAAGAAUAGCAGAAACAAUACUAAAAAACCCAAAAAUAUAUUAAUUAUGGUUAAAAGAAGUCAGACUCAUGGCACAAAGAAUAUAAAAUAUGAGAUAUAGCUUUACAAAAGCCUUAAAAGAAUUAGGAUCACCUCAUGAUUAGUCUUACCUCUCAAAGUAAUUUGGAUUGUAUUCAUUUAACAGUAAUAAAUAUUUAUUUAUUUCAUAAGGGUAUUGGACAACUUAAAAUAAAUAAAUUAAUGGAAAAAUAUCAUAUUUAUUUAUUAGAAAAUGAAGGUAUAUCGAUUGCUGGAUUGAAUGAUAAUUAUAUCAAAUAUGUUGCUAUGGCAUUCCAUGAAGUGACAAAAAACACUUAAAUAUGA